Sphaeramia orbicularis (orbiculate cardinalfish) is the source of this 2410-nucleotide messenger RNA. It is a transcript of the gene maf1b, whose product is annotated as MAF1 homolog, negative regulator of RNA polymerase III b. The record is from RefSeq and is a predicted model, not a curated record. Gene Ontology annotation, biological process: negative regulation of transcription by RNA polymerase III. Gene Ontology annotation, molecular function: RNA polymerase III core binding. Gene Ontology annotation, cellular component: nucleus. The coding region runs from base 551 to 1288 and encodes 245 amino acids. The transcript has 8 exons. NCBI's taxonomy places the organism in Eukaryota, Metazoa, Chordata, Actinopteri, Kurtiformes, Apogonidae.
ACCCCAUCGCACAGAGGAAUCCGUUGUUUUGAUGAGAAUAGAUUCGUUGUUGAGACAGUCGACGAUUUACAGCAUUUUUUGACCCUUUUCAUUAUCUUUCGGCUUCGUUCCUUGCAGCCUUUUCUGAUCGAGUCGCUUAGAAAAGGCGACUUGAUCUAGCAAAUCCAAAUCUUUUUGUAAAAUCAGGUCGAAAGGGAUGCCGCUGCAGACAGACUCCGACGGACGCAAACAGUCUUUGGAUUUAAUCUCGUCGCAUUUAAUUGGAAAGAGCAGUUUUUGCAUAGAUUUAAAAAGCCUAAGAAUAACCCAUUCUCGACCGAGUGCUUUUGUAAGAUGCUUAAGCUCCCGUACAUAUUAAUAGCUCGACUGUGAAGUGUUGACAGGGGCAUAUACCAGCAAGCUAACAGCUAACCUUUAGCUAAUCAACAAAGCGGGGAUCGUUAAUCUUUUGCGUCAUCAAAUAAGCAGCUGGCUAAGAAGACAUUUUCUUCAGCUGACAACUUUUGAGCCACUUGUUCUCUGCUUGUGUUGACAAUAUUGCUCGACAGCAAUGAAAUUGUUGGAAAACUCCAGCUUUGAAGCCCUCAGCUCCAGGCUGUGUGUGGAAACAGGGGAGUCUCGCAUCCUCGGCAGGAUUGAGAGCUACUCCUGUAAGAUGGCAGGGGAUGAUAAACACAUGUUCAAGCAGUUCUGCCAGGAGGGGGAACCACAUGUCCUGGAGGCUCUGUCCCCCCCUCAGUCCACCAGCACCACCAGCCCCUCGCAACUGGGGAAGAGCAGUGAGGACGGGGAGAACCCUCUGAGUGACAAGUGUUGCAGGAAGACUCUAUUCUACCUCAUCACCACCCUUAACGAGUCCUUCAGGCCGGAUUACGACUUCAGCGCAGCACGAGCCCACGAGUUCAGCCGAGAGCCCAGCCUCAACUGGGUGGCGAAUGCGGUAAACAGCAGCUUGUUCUCCGUUGUGGGCGAGGAGUUCAACUCUCUGGGGCCUGAGCUGUGGAGCGCCAUCGACCAUGAGAUAAACCUGCAGGGCUGUGACAUUUACAGCUACAACCCUGAUCUGGACUCGGACCCUUUCGGUGAAGAAGGGAGCCUCUGGUCCUUCAACUACUUCUUCUACAACAAGAAGCUGAAGAGGAUUGUAUUCUUCACAUGCCGCUCCGUCAGUGUCCUGAGUGGCUACGGCCGUGAUUGUCUUGACAAUGAGCUGGACAUGGAGCUGGACGACGAGGAGGAAAUGGACGGCUUCACUGAGGACAGGUUCCCCAGAGCUCUGUGCGUGUAGAUGUCCCAGAUGACACGCCUUGGCCAAAGAUUAUCUGGGUUUUUCCUCCUUCCAUGCUCUCAUCUACCUUCUUGUUUUGGGACUUUCCUGCAUCAUCCAAAGCCAUUUUCACAUGUUAGACUAAUGCAUGUUUGAAGCCUUCUCCUCCGGUGGCUUGGACUGUGUUUCGUAGGUGGUGGACAUUUCGUCGAAGCCCCACAGUUAACUUUUACGCUCCUUUAUGUUGUUUAUUUUGGAACGUGAGCCCAGCAAACAGCACAACGCAACACACAGGCACCUCCACACCGGCCACAUUUCCAAAGAGACCACUUCACAGACGACGAAGAAGAAGGAAAACAACGCGGUCUUGUUGUGGAGGAAAGAGCGAAAAAAAAAAAAAAAGACUCGAGUGUGUUGAGUUUCUCACGAGUGAUGUCAAAGAAGACGAGAGGAGUUCAGAUUACACCAGCAUCAAUGAAAAGCGACACUGGGAUUAAAGAUUAAUAAUAUUCCGACCUGUGAAGUGGCUGGGCCGGGUCCAUGAACAGACUGACUUGCUGGUUAGAAAAAAAAAAACUCAUCUGUUGUUCCUUGUUUGUUGUUUUCGUGUGUUGCUUUAUAAGUGUGACGGUGACGUUAAUGUGAGACCUGUUUUUAGAGUUUUAAACGAUGCAUUUAUAACAGAACUUUGCAUUAAUACAUCUUAUUACCGCGAAUGCUCGUCUGUAUUUGUUAGACAGGAGGGCACUGGGUUGCAGCUUAAACAAACAUAUCAGCUUUUAUUAAUCUCCCAUUGUUUUCAACCCCAUUACCCAGUCCGCUCAUGUUUAAACAUUGUCUAAUUCCAAUAUUUUAUUUUAUUUUUUACUGUCCUAACCCGCUCCCAGUUAAUCCCAGUUUAUACGCCUGUCUUGCCAGUGUUCAGUUUGCUCCUCAACUCAGUGCAGAGGCCUCACUGAAUGUAUAGUACAGUUUAGAUGACUUAUUCUUACCAGAAAAUGGCUAUGUCCAGCGUUAUUUUUUAGAAUUUGAGAAGCUCCUCUUUCGUUACCAGUGAACAGGAAUUCUGUGACUUUUGACUGCUCUGUGCUUUGUUUGAGUGGCCAAUAUAUUACAAAUGUGAUUAAACUGGUGAUUCGUUCA